Molecule: messenger RNA, 441 nt
Organism: Haemonchus placei
Lineage: Eukaryota; Metazoa; Nematoda; Chromadorea; Rhabditida; Trichostrongylidae
Source: the annotation of a GenBank genome assembly
AUGUAUGUGAUUUUGGCUGUAGUAUCGCCAGGAGAAAUUGAAAUAUGGGAAGGACUUCUUACAUUUGCCUUCUUCCCACUUACCGUACUUACAGCUUGGAUUGCUGAUAUCAAAAUCAUUCAGACCCGUUUCCUUCCUCGCCGCUAUCGUCGUGGAUCUCAUGGAAUGAUCGCCACCGAGGGUCUUAUUCAUGCUUUGCAGGCGGAUUCCGUAGAUCCUGCUAUCCGAGCUUUCGAAGAGCACCGACGGGAGUUCAUCGAACUGAUGAGGGAGAUCCGAAAAAAGAACCCGCAUAUAACCCCCACGGAAUUGCAAAAGCAAGCUGAAUACGAGAUGAUAACGAGAGGCCCAAAAUCACGAGCAUUCUACCGAGUGCAGGCCACUAGACGUCUUAUAGGCGGUGGAGACAUCGUAAAGAAACGAAUCGACAAAGAACAUAAU